AACAGUUAGUGAUUUUUCUGGUACACUACGUCCGUAGACGUCUGGAUUUCUUGACGUCAGGAGAAGUCUGAGCGCAUCCAGCGCUGCGCACCAGCUCAGCAACCACAUCUCUCCCAGAGGAAAGCAGGGCACCGCACAGCUACAAAUCGCCAUUUAGUUUUAGUGUGGCGAAUCCAAUCAGGGUUGUAGGAUGCCUCUUGGAGAGGAUGGAAACGGAUGGAAAAAGAAGACAUCAGAGAUCAAAGAACAUUAUGACUUCAAAGAAGUGCUGGGAACGGGGGCUUUCUCUGAGGUGGUUCUCGCAGAGGAGAAGAGGACUCAGAGGCUAGUGGCCAUCAAGUGCAUCCCUAAGAAAGCCCUGGAAGGGAAGGAGAACAACAUUGAAAAUGAGAUUGCAGUUCUGCACAGAAUCAAGCACCCAAACAUAGUUUCGCUGGAGGACAUCUUUGAGAGUACAUCUCAUCUAUACCUUGUCAUGCAACUAGUUUCUGGAGGAGAACUUUUCGACAGGAUCGUGGAGAAGGGGUUUUACACAGAGAGGGAUGCUAGCCAGCUCAUCCAUCAGAUCUUGGAUGCUGUUAAAUAUCUCCAUGAUAUGGGAAUCGUUCACAGAGAUUUGAAGCCAGAGAACUUACUGUAUUACAGUAUGGAUGAAGACUCUAAAAUCAUGAUCAGUGACUUUGGCCUGUCUAAGAUUGAAGGAGCGGGCAGUGUCAUGUCCACGGCAUGUGGUACUCCUGGUUACGUUGCCCCUGAAGUUCUCGCUCAGAAACCAUACAGUAAAGCUGUUGAUUGUUGGUCCAUAGGAGUUAUUUCUUAUAUCUUACUCUGUGGAUAUCCUCCGUUUUAUGACGAAAAUGAUGCCAAGUUAUUUGAGCAGAUUCUGAAAGCAGAGUAUGAGUUUGACUCUCCGUACUGGGAUGACAUCUCAGAUUCAGCCAAAGACUUCAUCUGUCACAUGAUGGAAAAGGACCCUAUGAAGAGGUAUACGUGUGAGCAAGCUCUUCAACAUCCUUGGAUAUGUGGGGACACAGCUCUGGACAAGAAUAUCCAUGAAUCUGUCAGCGCACAAAUCAAGAAGAACUUUGCCAAAAGUAAAUGGAAGCAAGCGUUCAAUGCCACGGCGGUGGUGCGACACAUGCGGAGGCUGCAGCUGGGCACCAGUCUCGAGGGACCGAGUCAGAUUACUCCCACCAGUCCUUGCCAUGGACAUCUGCUCCCAGAGGAGGAGGUGGAGGAAGAGGAGGAGGAACUGGGGAAUGAGGAGGAGGAGAGCUUGUCUCACUACGAGGAUGGUCGUCGUGGAAGUAAUGAGGGCAGCACAGAUCGGGACAGUCUGAGAAGCUGUACCUACUGCUGCAGGCCAACCAGUAGAAUUUGAGCACAGCCUCCUGGUUUCGUGAUGAUGAAGUGUCUGUGGAGCACCCAGAACUCGCCCACCCAGUCUGGCCAGUAAGGCAGAGUAGAUAUUAGUCAAUAUCCAGCAGAAACCCAAACAACAAUUUCCAAAUUCUUUGUGUUUAAAAAAACAAAAAACAAAAAAGGACAUUUACAGUUAGUUUUCGUUACUUUGUUUAAACUAAAUAAUAACCUCUGUGAUGGGAAAAAGGGUUUCCCCUCUCAAGAUUAUUCAUGUUUUGCUUUUUCGCUACCUAAAAAUAUUUCAGAUCAUUAAGCAGAUUUCUUAGAGCAAAUACAAGCAGUUCUCAGCUGCUGGAAUUUGUUAUGAAAGAAAACUACACAAAGCAAACUGGUUCUGUAUGAAAUUGUUAUCAUACCCUUUUUAUGAGUGCUUAUCUAUGAUUUUGUUACAUUAUACAGCUACAAACAAAUCUCAUUUCUGCCAGACUUGCAAAAUCAAGAAGAAACUUAAACAGAGCCAGUCUUACAAAAGGAAAUAGGUUCAAAUCUGCAAUGAGUUCAAGAACAGAUGAGAAAUAUUCAGAAACAAGCCUUCUGAACUCCAGUACAGUAAGAGCCGCUACUAACAAAUGGAAAUAGCUAUAUUUGCCUGCAAACUACAAAUACUGUGAGGCCACACUAGCAACACAUCCAAAAGAUCACAGCAAACCCAAAACUAAAUAUUUCUGAAGCACAGCAUGUCUCACAUACCUCAGUGAAGUUCACUGUUCGUAGCCUAAAAAUAAGAAACACUGCAUCCAUGGGAGGGUUUCAGUGUGAAAUCCCAGCUGAUCAAAAAGAGGAGAAAUAAUCUGAAUGACUUCUUUAGGAGACCACCACAGAGGAGAAUCCCAGGACACCAGUUUGUUAACUAUAACUGGAAUUUAGCUGAGUUAUGCAACAGCACAAGUGCAAAAGGUGACUAAAAAGUCCACCUCUAACAGCCUAUUCAAAGGUAGAAUUUAGCCUCUUUCCCACUGAAAAUAGCGCGUUAACCCGGGUUAACAAUCGGCAUUUGGCUCCCUUCCCACUGGCAAAAAAACUGUGUCUAACCCCUCGCUGGCAAGCUGCGUCGUCUCUGUUCCCCCGCGGGUGCAUGUCUGGUGACACCAUCACACUGGAUUGGCAUUGAUGAUGUCACCAAUGUGACGGAAAUUAAGACAUUAAACAAUGAAUUGCAAUAUCUAAGGAAACCAGUGCGCUUUCUUGUUUCGUUCUAUUAUCUUUCCUAAUCCCUUUUGCCAGCGCUGAGCCAUGUUUAUCGAGUUGUUUUGGCUUGUUAAAUCUGACCGAUUGGUGUGGUUUGUUGACGUCCGUACGUUAAAUGGUGUAACUUAAUUUCUGGCUCUGGUGGCGAUUUUAACACAGGUCGCUUGCUAAGUCCUUUGAUCAUUAGACACGCGUCAUUGAGCUGUUCCCACUGCCAAUAAAAGCUGAUUGUUCCUGGUCAUAAACAGGUUUUUUGGCUGGUGGGAAAGGUUGGUGAAUCAGAUUUGGGGCAAGGUUUGACAUAAAUCUGGUUAAGAUGCUGUAAACUUAAAGCAGACUGCUCUAAUCAUCUAAAGAGUGAAUUCAAGGUAUAGUGGAGGAUUUUCUUUUUCCCGGUGGAUCAUCAAAAUUAGUGGUCCUCCUAAUUGUCAUUCAUUCUGGUGAUAUGUUUACGUAAGGGCGUCCUAUCUGCUUGUCCUCAGUUAGCUGUCUUUUUCUGCGCAUGCGCACUUUUAUGUGGUGAGCUAUGGUGUUAGCCUCUCAUUGAAUCCACACUGAAAGCACAGCACAGGUCGGGCUUCCCUCUGAUGCCUUGGUUGCAAAGUUUUUACUCGACAGGUAAAGCCUGGCAUGCUAUUUGAAGAAAUCCAUUUCACAUCACUGGUUGUAAAAGUUAACUACCCCUAUAUUGUAACUUUCCAGGGUUAGAUAAGUUUAUCUAUUUUGUAAUAAGCAUUGUUUUAUGGUGGCCACAGAUCCUUAUUUACUCUGUAAACAGGUCCACAUUUCCACAUUAGCCUACACUUUUUUAUUGUACCAGUGUUCUUAUUUGCAGGUAAACUUUUUAUACAUAAAUAUGGGUGAGAUGAGAUCCAUCCGAGCGACCAUCUUAUUGCAUCCAUGCACAUCUCGAGGAGAAAUAGGCUCAUGCACGCUCUUGCACACGUUUAACAUGCGUUUCCUCUCGGGGGCGUGUACAGGGUUGUGCAUGUGCAUUUUUUUUUUUUUUUAAGUGGAGAGGGUGUGUCUUUUCAAACAUUGACGAAAAUCCUCCACGAUACAUUUAAGAAUCUGAGAGAAAGAGUAACACAACAUUCUUCAACAGAUAUUGAAGCGACUGGCCAGGAAUGUUAAGAUUAGUUACCAAAUACGAAGGGAGAGGCUGGUUUGAAUAGUUUUCCUUGAUAAUUAAAAACUGACAUCUAAGUCAGUUUGGUGAUCUGAAAAAAAAAGAAGCUAAAACUGAAGAAAUGUGUUUGUAGGCUUAUUCUUUUUCAAAGAAUUAUAUUGCAAAAGUGACCACAAGGCAUAUUUGUGAAGAGAGAUUGAUUAAAAAAAAGAAGCUUUAUCUCAAUGACCCACCAUAAUGAUGAAAUGAUUAGUCCUUUUGUGCAGCCAUGGCAGAAAAAGGCCUUUUACAAAUUGUUCAGCAUGUUAGCUUCAGAGCCUGUUUACAUCAAAGAUGAGUUCUAAAAGCUGUGUCCUUUUUCUUAAUUGUUAUCUCAUUAUAUGCCACGUCUACCUCUAAUCAUGGCUUCUGUGUGUCUGCAUCCAUCUGGCUUAGGCACUCUACAGUGCUGGCAGCUUUCUUUGAAAAAUCUGGGCAGACAAGUUAAAAGAACAAAAGCAUUUAAAGCUAACAUGUCCGGAAACUGAAUCCUGUGGGUCCUUCUCUUCUUUAUCCAUUAACCAAAUACUAGGCAAUAGCCUAGAAAACAUCUCUAUUUAAGUAGAGAGGCUAAACAUUGUUUCUCCCUUGAAUUAUAUUAAUACCUAGCUAACAACUUAGUAUCUGCUCUGCAAAAUAAAAUUAAGUAUAGCUCUGUUUAAUUGUAAAGCUUUUUUUUUUUUUUUGGCUCGAUAUGGAUCCCAGUCAGUCCAGUAAUGUAAUAUUCUCCUUAUUAACAAGUAUGAAUUGAACUCAGAUGACUUCAGUUUCUUUUAAGUUUACUAAGAUAAAAAAAGUUGAGUUUAGAUCAAUUAUAAAUCUUAAUUAUCCCAAAAACCUUUCCAAUUGAAUCUCAACCUUAGUUUACAUUCUUUCCGCUGACUUUUUUCAGUGCAGUUCGUUGUGAAUAGAAUCCAUUAAAUCAAUUCUUUCAUUGAUGUUUCCCCCUAAACAAAGUUCUUCUGUUCAAAUGGAAAAUAAAGGGUCUUAUUUAUCUAGUUCUUUCCUCUUGAAUGUGAUCCAUUUCACUUGAUAAUCCAAUGCAAUCAUUACUUUUGGUUCUUUUGAACUAAAUGCCAAAUAUAAUCCAGCUGACUAAUACUGUCCAAUCAUUUCUUACUGAAUUGAGGCCCAGUUCAAAAGAAUUGUUCUAAACUGAAUACAGCCAAUUUUAGUCCACUUAUAAUCAAACCAACUCUGUAAUCAACCCUUACAAUGGAAUAUGAUGUUGCUCAGUCCAGUGCAAGGCACUUCAACACAAUGUAAACCCCUUAAUUGUCCCACAAUGGGAAAAUUCACUCUCUGCAUUUGACCCAUCAUCUUGGGGAGCAGUGGGUCGCCAUUGUGUGGUGCACGGGGAGCAGUGUGGGGUUAAGGGUCUUGCUCAGGAAUCCAGUGUCCAGGCUGUUGGGAUCGAACUGGGCACUUGCAACCUUCUCCAAGCACAAUUGCACUGCUCUCACCACUAGACCAACUCUCCCAGCUGUAACAUAAUUAUCUCCAUCUUAAAAAAAGUCCAGAUUUAUUCCAAUGAAAUCAAAUUAAUUUCAUGUAAUUCUGAUUGAAUCAUUCAUAUAUAUUUAAUGUUUCCUCCCUACAAUCUGGUGCAAUCCAGUGUAUUCUAGUUCAAAUAAAUUAUCUUAAACUAAAACCGUACAGUUUAAUCCAGAUAUAAACCAUGUGACUUACAUUCUGUCUGAAUUAAGUUAGUUUCUGUCCAGGAAUCAUUUAUUGAAUACAUUACUUUGUUUUGAUGCUGCUCACAUUAAUCAUGCAAAUAAUGGAUAUAUAAAAUUAAAUAUUUUUUCCUAAAUAGAAGAUAUGAGGCAGAAAAGGUCAGUUUUCCCCAAAAAAUGCUGUUUUCAUCUUCAUUAACAUCAAAAAGUACAAUUUUUUUGUGAUUAAAAAACUGCUCAUAUUCAGGCUGAAUGAAUAUUACAGUUAAAUCCAGUUUUGCUUAUUUUCGACUCUUUUCUUCUUUGUUUAAAUACUUUGUGAACAUAUUAUCUAAAUACUUUAAAAGUUGCAAAAGGUUUUGGAGUCUAUAUAGUGGCUCAGACUGGGUAUGUGACGGGUGGAUUUGGCUUGAAAUGUCUGCAUGCUUCCUUUUGGGAAAAAAAAAAGAAAAUUACAUUAAAAUGUAUGAAUAUCCAAAAGGAGACUUUUUUUGUAUGUUUUAUGGCUGUUUUUUUUUUUUUUAUUGUUAUUAUUUUUUUAAGAGGCUCAAACUGAGAUCCCCAUUAGGCCGUUAUAUUAAAACUCGUAUUAUGCCUUGAAGAUUAUAGAAAUCCUGUACUUUUUUUCACCUGUUUUUUGUUAAGAAAAGCAAACGAAUCCAAAGGCUGUGAGUCUCUUUUCUCCUGGCCCAGACCCGGCUCAUGUUGAGUUGGAGGGAUCUCGGUCUGGGCACUCUACCUGCUCUGUGCUGUACACCUCUAGUGGAAGAAGUUUUGGUCUACUGUUUGCAUGACCUGGUUCAAUAUGUUUACAUGAAUGAUGAUCAAUUAGUAUAAACACACGAUUUAAUAUUACUAUGUUGUAUUGAAAACUAAUGUAAUUUUUGAGCUAUAUAAUGUGAAGUGAUUAACACCUGAAGUAACGUUGUUGACAAAAUACAACACAGCACAGUGGACUUAUCAUUUGCAUCGACUCUAACAGGCAAGUCUCUUUCUGAGUGAUCUUUUUUCUGUACUAUGCUUAUUUAUGGCUUCGUUUUUUGUUUGUUUUUUUGUUUGCAUUUCCUGACCCUACUAAAGCAAACAACAUAUCAGUGAUUUUGCAAGGUUUCUGUUUUUUAAGUAUUUAUUUUGAAAAGGGGUCUUAAAAACAUAAAGGUGCAAGAGCAACACCUUGCUGCUGGAGUGCUCUCUUUACAGUUGUAUAAGGAAAGAACACUUAAGCCAUACACUAAUUAUUUACCCUUUUUUCUGUACUUGAUGUACAACUUAACAAUCACCGUAAUCUGCAAGCGAUACACACAAAAUAAUUAUUUUAAAACAAAAUUGAUUGACCUAUAAUAUUAUUAACAUCAUGUCGGUAGAAAAUAAUGUAUCCCAUGACAUAGUACAUUCUGUUUAAGGCAAAUAAAACCUUAAGGAACACAGUGAACUAACCCAUCAAUCGAUCCUCUUUCAUUAAUGGGUUUCGUUCUAAUUGUAGCUAUUAAUGCGGGUCCAUAGUACAGUAAAAGAGGGCGAUCACUCUGGAUUUACAAGACUGUAAUUUUGGAAUAUAUGCAAACUGUGUUUGAAGGGCUUCAUGUUGAGUGUACUAUAGCCAAUGUUGAUGACUUUGAUAACCUGGCUAUUAUAUGUUUUGUAAAGACUUUCUGUUGAACCUUUCCUGGGAUUUAUUUUAACUCAGCUGUGUCUUUGUUAAGCUUCUGUUAUCCAUUCCAAACACACUAUAAUGCAUAAAGAAACACAUGUAUAUUAUAUAUAUAUAAAUAAAUAUAAGUAUAUAUUGUAUAUUCUUUUUUUGUAAAAGCUGUUUUGAGCUACAAAUGUAUGGAUGCAAUGCAUCAUGGGUUAUUAAAAAAAGUUGUAUGAAAAUACGAUUUGUACCCACAAAGAAUUGAC
Cyprinodon variegatus (sheepshead minnow) is the source of this 7356-nucleotide messenger RNA. RefSeq names its product calcium/calmodulin-dependent protein kinase type 1-like (gene camk1a). Gene Ontology annotation, molecular function: calmodulin binding; calcium/calmodulin-dependent protein kinase activity; ATP binding. Gene Ontology annotation, biological process: peptidyl-serine phosphorylation. The coding region runs from base 191 to 1381 and encodes 396 amino acids. NCBI's taxonomy places the organism in Eukaryota, Metazoa, Chordata, Actinopteri, Cyprinodontiformes, Cyprinodontidae. Gene Ontology annotation, cellular component: intracellular anatomical structure. The transcript is spliced from 12 exons. The record is from RefSeq and is a predicted model, not a curated record.